This is a messenger RNA of Penicillium longicatenatum, 1488 nucleotides long. RefSeq names its product OTU family ubiquitin thioesterase. The transcript is spliced from 7 exons. Bases 1 to 1488 code for a protein of 495 amino acids. Gene Ontology annotation, biological process: protein K48-linked deubiquitination. The record is from RefSeq and is a predicted model, not a curated record. Gene Ontology annotation, molecular function: ubiquitin binding; cysteine-type deubiquitinase activity. Gene Ontology annotation, cellular component: nucleus. Lineage: Eukaryota; Fungi; Ascomycota; Eurotiomycetes; Eurotiales; Aspergillaceae.
AUGUCCGUAUCAACAAUUCCCUGGAACCAUUUCGGUCCUCACCAUUUUUUCCUGGAGAAACAGAAGGCCAAUAGCUAUUACCAGAACACCCUUCCGUCAGCACAUCUUCCCGCCCUAGGUCAUUCAAGACCUAUUUAUUCUGGUUCCAACAUGAGUCACUCUUCCAAUAUGAAUGCCCUUUCCCCCGAUGAGAUGGAGCGGUUCCAAAAGCUGUCCAAUGAAUUUGAGCCAGAUGUUCCGGGACCACUAGUCUCGCCUAAGCAAUCGAGCCAAGGUAUCGCCAUGGAAUAUGCCGAUGCGGACCCGACCUUUGCAACCAAAACAAAUGCUCUCUCAAUCACUCACCCCAUGCUCCGGGUCAUGAAAGGGGAUGGAAACUGUGGCUGGAGAGCGGUGGCUUUUGGAUAUUUCGAGACUCUUUUCAACCUUCGAGAUACCAUCCGGGUGCAGCGAGAGCGUGAGAGAAUCAAGUCCCUCAGUACUCUUCUAGACCAAGUCGGCCAGCAGGAAGAGCUAUACGAGAUCUUCGUGGACGCCACAGAGGAGAUCUUCGCGCAGACCCUGGAGGCUAUUCAGAAUGUUGAGCAGGACGAGACUUUCCUGGUCAAUGCGUUCAACGAUGACUACGGCUCGAGCGCGGUCAUCACGCACUUCAGACUGUUGACAAGUGCCUGGAUGAAAUUAAAUCCUCUCAGAUACCAAGCGUUUUUGUCUCUGUCAUUAGACUCAUACUGCGGCUCACGGAUAGAGACCGUCCGGACGGAGAUUGAUGAAGUUGGACUGCAAGCGCUGGUCGACGGUGUCAUUGAAGGAGCCGGCUUCGGGGUCGAAAUUCUAUAUCUUGAUCGAAGCGAGGGUGAUGUCGUAACGCCACACCAGCUAUCCCCGAUUCGUCCCCCCGAAGCCACCAUCCGCAUGCUGUAUCGACCUGGCCAUUAUGAUCUCCUCUACCGAGCCGAACUGCCUGCUGUCAACAUGGCACCCGUGGUCAACUUCCAAUACGGGAUGACUACUAGCUAUACCCCCUGGGACCAAGGCGCUCUCUCCUUUGACAUCAACUCACACUUAAUGUCGAUUCCAAACCUCACAGCGGACCCAGCAUUCGGUGGCAUGGGAGGUCCAAUGUCCCCCAUGCAAAGCCAUGCACCCAUGCCUCCAGGCUCCCCGGCCCCUCUCAGCUCAUACCGAGUCUCGCCCCCACAGGAGAUGUACCAGUCCCCCAUGCAGAGCCAUGCACCAAUGCCUCCGGUCUCAUCACCUCCACCCGUCCUGCCAUCUGCCCCGCCACCCAUGACCGUCUUACCCAGUCGGUCAUCAGACGGGCCUCAGAUCCGUUUGAACCCCUUGGUCAUGAAGCCCAAUUUGAGCCAUUCACUGCCAGUGACUACCCCGUUCAAAAAUAGCUCGCCCUACAACCAAGCCCAUUUCCAAAACUCGGACUUUGAACCCAUACAUUAUGCACCGCAUGAACAUCAUCACAAACGAUGA